Messenger RNA from Poecilia latipinna (sailfin molly), 3721 nucleotides. It is a transcript of the gene frzb, whose product is annotated as frizzled related protein. The record is from RefSeq and is a predicted model, not a curated record. Gene Ontology annotation, biological process: non-canonical Wnt signaling pathway; canonical Wnt signaling pathway. Gene Ontology annotation, molecular function: Wnt-protein binding. Gene Ontology annotation, cellular component: cytoplasm. Bases 161 to 1102 code for a protein of 313 amino acids. The transcript has 8 exons. Lineage: Eukaryota; Metazoa; Chordata; Actinopteri; Cyprinodontiformes; Poeciliidae.
UCUGCAUAAGAAAGCAGCUCCACCCUUGCUCGGGCUGCAGGAGCAGAGAGCAGCAGCAGCAGCAGGUCAGAUCCCGUCCUGAUUUGGAUCUAACUUCACCGAGCACCGACUGGACCGCCGUGCCUUUUCACCGCCCCAUCACCUCCCCCCCGCCACGGUCAUGCUCUCCGCGGGACUCUGCGUGUCUCUGCUGGCCGUGUCCUGCGCCCUGUGGCCGCCCGCUGUCCGGGCGGCUGCCUGCGAGCCGGUCCGGAUCCCGCUGUGCCGGUCCAUGCCGUGGAACAUGACCAAGAUGCCGAACCACCUCCACCACAGCACGCAGGACAACGCGGUGCUGGCCAUCGAGCAGUUCGAGGGGCUGCUGGGAACUGGAUGCAGUCCGGAUCUGCUCUUCUUCUUGUGUGCCAUGUACGCCCCGAUCUGCACCAUCGACUUCCAGCAUGAGCCCAUCAAGCCCUGCAAGGCGGUGUGUGAGCGGGCGAAGUCCGGCUGCGAGCCGGUGAUGAAGCGGUACAACCACAGCUGGCCCGACAGCCUGGCCUGCAGCGAGUUGCCGCUGUACGACCGCGGAGUGUGCAUCUCACCUGAGGCCAUUGUCAAGGCAGACGGACCAGACCCAUACCUUCAGGACCCCUCCAGGUGUAACCCAGAAUCCAGUCCAGACUUUCCAAUGGACCCCAACAACUUCCACUGCCAGGGACCAAAUGGAGAUCGCUGCAAGUGUAAGACGGUCAAAAUGGGACAGAAAACUUACGUGAACAACAACUAUAACUAUGUUAUCAGAGCGAGGGUGAGGGAGGUGAGAAAUCGUGGCCUGGAGCCCACGGCGGUGGUGGACGUGAAGGAGGUGCUCAAGUCCUCCCUGGUCAACAUUCCUAAGGAGACGCAGAUGCUCUACUACUCCUCGUCCUGCCUGUGUCCUCCUCUCACCGCUGGGGAGGAGUAUCUCAUCAUGGGCUACGAGAAUGAAGAAAGGUCCAGGUUGCUUCUGAUUGAUAGCUCCAUUGCGCAAAAGUGGAGGGACAAAAUGCGCAGGAAAGUCAAGAAAUGGGAUCAGGCCCUGCAGGCGUCCCCAGCACAUUCACGCCGAAGUCGCCACUGAGAUCUCACCCUCUAUCUGAAUGUGUGUGUUGGUGUGUGUGUGCGUGUGUGCGUGCGUGUGUGCAUGUGACUGUAUGGGUGUGUGUUUGUGUUGAUAUUGCACUAUAACAGGCUGUCGUAGCUGAAUGUAGUUCAUCUCUUCAUUUAUCAGACUGUUUGAAAUCAGAUUUUUUGCCUUGUCAUUUUCUUUGCACAGACAUUAUUCAGUGUGUUUUUGUCAUUGUGUCUCUGUAUGUAUGUGUGUGUAUAUAUAAAUAUAUAUAUAUAUAUAUAUAUAUACACACACACAAACGAGUGAAGAGGCGGAGCUUUAAAUAUGUUGGCAAAUGCAUGAUUUUUUUUUCUUCUUGUUUUCGGACCAAACGUUUUUCAAAGGCAGCCAUAUUGGCUCGAUCGCUCCCCUCCAGAUUCUGAUUUUAUGUAAUCCUGGAUGAGGCCCAGGUUACCAUGGUGAUUGGAAAGAAAACAUUAAGUGACAGCAAAGCCAUGUGGGUUUUCUCGUAAUGGAUCUGGAAUCACGAACUGGACUUCACUCAGCUUCAAGAUGAAAGAGCGUUUACCGACACGGAAACGAGAAGAUCUACUGUUGCCAAAGAUUUCUGGGUUCUGGAUCGGAAACCCUCCUUUUUAGUAGAUAAUAAACUUAAAUCAGCUGCUUACAAUGUGGUCAUGGUUCAUAUUGUUUAAUUUCAUGGGAAACCUUAAAGCUGAACAACCAGCUGCUCAGAAUUUACAAAAGCCCAGAAACUGACAACGAUACAGGCCCAGACGUAGUCUCAAACCCUGGACAGGGUGAGGCUGCGUAGAGUGUUUGGUUUUUAUUAGUUAGUUGUUGUUUUGUUUUGUUUUGUUCGUGAGUUCGACAUGCAAGACUCUGUGAAUUUUAAACAGAGACCAAUUCACAGGCAACUUCUUUCUGCGUGUUUUUUAACAGUUGCCUCAGGGUCGAAAAUCUGAAUCUGACUUUGAAGUUUGCACACUGCACAGACACAAAAUCUGACCAGGUAUUUUUGGUCUAGUUUCUAAUGCAAGUCUUAGUACACUUAAAGUAAAACAAAGGUAAAUUGCAAGAAACUUUUCUGCUAGAGCUGAGCUUUAUUUAGGUGAAAGAUUCCUUAAUAUUGACUCUAUGAGGCAUACUUUUUCAUAAGUUCCUUAUAAGUUAGUUCUCACCUGUUUCAGGUGUUUUUUUUGUUUUGUCUAAUUUCACUAGAAACCAGACCGAAAAUACUGUGCAAUAAAUUCAGUGUAAUAAAGAAUUUGGCUGGGCUAACCCAUCAGUGGUUUUCAACAAUUUUUAUUAAUUCCAAUUUCAUAACCCGUUUACACAGGAGUUUUUUUUUUUUUUUUUUACGUGAAACUUGUUGUCAGUUUAAAAAACAUCACCAUGCAUAUGGGAUCAUUUCCAGAAAUUAUUUUAUCCACACAGAAACAUUGGGAACAGCCCCAAGUGCUAAUUUUCACUCACUGGGCCUGUAAGUAAAGCUAAACAUGUAGCAUGUAGCAACGUUAGCAGUAAACAUGAGAAAAACGAGAAUUACGAAAAGCAAAAGCACGAGUGGAGUGUUUGGUCCAGAGUGAUGACGAGUUUGAGCUUCUUCUCUGUCACAUUGGACCACAAAACCAAUAAACUACAUCACAGCAUUGACUGAGAGUCACAGUGGUUGACGUCUUUGGGAUUAUUGAUCAAGUUACAGAUUGGGCUAAGUGCUUCAGUGUUUUCACAAAAGAGGCAUUUUUUGCUGCCCAUGUGAAUAAGCAAGAGCCAAAUUUUCACUCUGGACCUAAUUUCAGAAAAAGGUAUUUUAAGGUCUUCUAAUCCUGAGGCUUAGAUGUUGUUUUGUAACCUCCAGGAUGAGUCUGGCUGUAAAUCUCUCCUCUGAAGCUUCACUACAGCUCGAAAUCCUUAGAAAUGGCUGAGUGUCCCUCUGAUAUGCUGCUUUUUGAAAUCUUUCAUAUUGUCAAACGUUCUGUUUAGAUGAUUCAUUGAUCCUAAAGGACCAACUAUAAUGAGAAAUGGGAUGUGGUGGACAUCUAAUUAGUGAUUUAACGAGAGGGAGGCAGUUACCUUUUCCCACAGCAGGCACAGAUUAAUAAUCCCAAAAUUAUCUGUAGAGCUGGCAGAUUUACAUUUAAAAUGAUUUGUUCCAUGUGAAGUUAGCCUGGUUAAAACCAGCCUCUUGUUCUACGCUUCACUUCGUGCAGGAGGUGUGGACUCUCAGCUAUUGAGAAAUGACUGAUUCCUGGAGGCGUGGACGCUGUUGAAGUUUUAAAUUUUAUCCAGUUGCUAAAAUUUGGCAGUGAGGUAUGUAAUACGCCCAAAUUCAGACAACCUGAAUGUGUGUGUUACUACUACUUAUUUGUUGAUUUUGGGUCAAACUGAAACUGUUUUCAGAUCCAUAGUUUCGUUAGAUCAUGUGUACAGUUUCAAUUCUUCCAUAUCCUGUAUAUAGAUAUAUAGUUAUGUAUCCUGCAUACAUACAGGAUACAUAAUUCUUAUAUAUCCUGUAUGUAUGUAUAAGACCAGUUUUUGAAUUGUAUUCUAUAAUUUCUUUUGUGUGAUUGUAUGUGUAAAGUUGAAAGCAAAUGCAGAGAACCAAAUAAAAACAAUUUUAAGCAA